GCUUGCAGGCGUCGGGGCGGGGCCGUGCGCAGGCGCGGCGCGGGUGGGAGGCUGGGGGAGGGAUGCGGGGGGGUGGCGGGGCCGGGCGUUUGUUUUGUGGGUGGUGCGUGUGCAGCCCGGGAAAAGCUGGAAAUGGCGGCGCCGAGCGGGAGGUCGCAGUCCACCCUGCACAGGAAGGGGCUGAUGGCGGCUGACAGGAGGAGCAGGAUUUUGGCAGUGUGUGGAAUGCAUCCUGACCAUCAGGAAACUCUGAAAAAGAAUCGAGUGGUGCUGGCCAAACAGCUGCUGCUGAGCGAGCUGUUAGAACACCUCCUAGAAAAGGACAUUAUCACUUUGGAAAUGAGGGAGCUCAUCCAGGCCAAAGGGGGCAGCUUCAGCCAGAACGUGGAACUUCUCAACCUGCUGCCAAAGAGAGGACCCCAGGCUUUUGAUGCCUUCUGUGAAGCCCUGCGGGAGACCAGGCAGGGUCACUUGGAAGACUUACUGCUCACAACCCUCUCUGAUAUUCAGCACGUACUCCCACCGUUGAGCUGUGACUAUGACACAAGUCUCCCUUUCUCAGUGUGUGAGACCUGCCCUCCUCACAAGCAGCUCCGCCUAUCCACAGAUACUACGGAACACUCCUUAGAUAAUGGUGAUGGUCCUCCCUGUCUUCAGGUGAAGCCAUGCACUCCUGAGUUUUACCAGGCACACUAUCAGCUGGCCUAUAGGUUACAGUCUCAGCCUCGUGGCUUGGCACUGGUGUUGAGCAAUGUGCACUUCACUGGAGAGAAAGACCUGGAAUUUCGCUCUGGAGGGGAUGUGGACCACACUACUCUAGUCACCCUCUUCAAGCUUUUGGGCUACAGUGUCCAUGUGCUGCAUGACCAGACUGCACAAGAAAUGCAAGAUAAACUUCAGAAUUUUGCACAGUUACCUGCACACCGGGUCACAGACUCCUGCAUAGUGGCACUCCUCUCCCAUGGUGUGGAAGGUGGCAUCUAUGGUGUGGAUGGCAAACUGCUUCAGCUCCAAGAGGUUUUUCGACUUUUUGACAAUGCUAAUUGUCCAAGUCUACAAAACAAGCCAAAAAUGUUCUUCAUCCAAGCAUGUCGUGGAGAUGAGACAGAUAGAGGGGUGGACCAGCAAGAUGGAAAGAGCCACACUCAAUCCCCUGGAUGUGAGGAGAGUGAUGCCGGCAAAGAGGAAUUAAUGAAGAUGAGACUGCCUACUCGCUCAGACAUGAUAUGUGGCUAUGCUUGCCUUAAAGGCAAUGCUGCCAUGCGGAACACCAAACGGGGUUCCUGGUACAUUGAGGCCCUCACUCAGGUGUUCUCUGAAAGAGCUUGUGACAUGCACGUGGCCGACAUGCUUGUUAAGGUGAAUGCUCUUAUCAAGGAGCGUGAAGGCUACGCCCCUGGCACAGAAUUCCACCGAUGCAAGGAGAUGUCUGAGUACUGUAGUACUCUGUGCCAGCAGCUCUACCUGUUCCCAGGCUACCCACCUACGUGAUGCCGCCUGCUAUUCUGUUGGAGGCCACUGGACCACUGGGGCCACAAUGGAGACUUCUCUUCAGGAUGGUUUUUGUUCUGUCUACCCCCUCAGGGAUAUGAGAUUCUCCCAGGCUUGUUUCCUGUCAGCCAUCUCCAUCUUUGGGUAUGAAACUUAAGGACAGCUCCUCCAGUGUUGUGUUCUCUUCCUAUAGAGCCAGCUCUGAAUGGAUGUGUUGCCGGAAAGAAGCAUUUUGGCUACAGCCAAUAAGUCUAGAAAAUGGCAUUGUGAACACAGUAUUAUUGUGGGGAGAGGACAUAUGGAUUUCUCAAUGUCUGUGAUAUUUUCGUUCCUGGGGGCUCUCACUCUCGUUGCUUUUUUUUUUUUUUUUUGGUCAGUUAAGGUGUCUCAGAUCAUCUCCUACUUUUUUUUCAUAUCUACAACCUCAUUUUUUUCACAGUGAAGAUUUGGAAAAUGUCCCAAUUUAAUGUAAGUGGCAGAUGAGACCCUGCUACUUGAAAAGUUUCUGUGCAUACCCUUGAGCUGAGACCCUAAGUGAAGAGCAGUCCCUCAACCUUACAUUGAUUCCUUCGUGUUCCUUUGAACAGAGCCUAGAGUCUGCAUGCCAUGACACUGGAAGUCCUAGAAAUUUCCCUGGUCAUGCUUUAUUUGAAUUGUCACUUAAUAAACCUUAUCGAGCAUAUCAACAUAAAAAUGCAGUAACCAGGUGAGUGUGCCAUGUCUCAUACUGUCACCUAUCACCAGGAUGUUUCUCCUUCCUUACUGUAGUUUCUGCCAUACAGUAAACUGUACUUGACGGCUGGCCUCCAUCUCGCUUGCUUUGCACUGGUCCCCCUCUUUACUUUCACCCCAUUCACUGGUUCUGCUGAGUCUGUGAAGUCAUCCUUUAUAGGAUGUUUCUGGCCACUUACGGUGUGCUGUAGUUGCUUAUUCUUUCUGUCUUCUGCUUCAGCAUAAGGCUUCUUUGGUUUUCUGCAGCAGUAUCUCCUCAUGUCUCUCUGUGUUUUGGUGAGGACAGUACCAUACAUGAUACAACUAGAAGCACUUGUCUCUGCUCUUACGGAACAUAUUCUUGUAAACCUUUUACAUUUCCAUUUUUUCCUCUCUUCCAACUUAUUUUCCAUGUAACAGUAGUUUUGGUUUUUAAAAUAUCUGGUGAUGUCACUCUCUUGCUUAGAGCACUAACUUCUGUUACACCUCAUCUAAAAUGCAAAUUCUUACCCAGCUUAUGAGAUCUGGCUCUUAGCUUCCCUUUGGAUCUCAUUAAAUGGUGAUUUCUCACUAUGCUCCAGCCGCUCUCAGUUUCUCAUCUCAGUGUUGCAGGUGGUCUGAGCUCUUCUUUAGGCUAGUCUUUGGUUCUUGAGUCCGGCCGGUGGAGGCCCCUUAACCAUGCUGCCCAUGAACAGUCUUCUGUACCUCCUUAUGACGGUAUCAUGGUGGUCCCUGUGGUGCUUACUGCAGGUUGUAAUGUCAGGUUUGCUUGUUUCACUGCUUCCCCCUGAAGCUGAAUGCUCCAAGAAAGCAGGAACUGUACUUCUUACUUACUGAUGUUGUGUAACUGGCACUUACUAGGUCUUUGAUGAGUGUUUCCUAAAUAAAGGAAGGAGACAAGCUAACUUUAGUUAGAGUCUACUUUUUGCGAUUUCUAAAUUGCUAUUAUAGUAUACAGUUUAAUUAGUAUUUGUACUCUUAUGGGUUUUUUCCCCAGGUGUUUUAUUUUUAUCCACUGUUUUAUUGUUGGUGGUUUUUUACAUUGUUUGAAGACAUAUCACGUGUGAGACAACUUCCUUCACAUUCCCAUGGUGCCCAACAAAUUUGAGGCCUAUGGUAGUUGAGGUGCUCAAUGAAUGUUUGUUGUAUGAACCAGGUGGUUUGAAGACUUGCUGCCAAAUUCAGCCUUUGGGUCAGUAUAGGAUGCAUAAGUGGUAGAAUCUUCACACUUCCACUGCCAAGAUUUUGUAUUGCCAUCAGGUGCCAAAUAAAUGUUGAUACUUAUUACUGA
Arvicanthis niloticus (Nile rat) is the source of this 3493-nucleotide messenger RNA. RefSeq names its product caspase 2 (gene Casp2). The record is from RefSeq and is a predicted model, not a curated record. Gene Ontology annotation, biological process: proteolysis; regulation of apoptotic process. Lineage: Eukaryota; Metazoa; Chordata; Mammalia; Rodentia; Muridae. Gene Ontology annotation, molecular function: cysteine-type endopeptidase activity; death domain binding; protease binding.